UUUUGGAGGACAGAUAUGCCUUCGCCUACAACAGAAAUAGCAGGAGUCAAUACAUUGACCAAUGGCAAUGACAUUGAACAAUUGAAAAAACACUUACCACAUGUGGAUUUUGAAACUGGCUUAAAACAUCGGACAGUUCGAAGAGAUCCAAUCACUGGGCUUGGAACACUUCCAAAAGAACAUAUAGAACUUGGACGUACAAGACAUUCUUCAGUUGGUAGACCAGGUUUCAAUUCUACACUGAUUGCAUGGGAUGUCGAUAAUGCUGCAUCGGUUAGCCAGACUAAUGGACACACUGUGAAGAAAACAAAACAGCCAUUACGUAAUCCUAUUGCUUUGACUGGAGAUCUUGGCAGUGAAGUGGAUAACUUACGUACAACAAACGGUCCUCGUAGUGGAACUCCUAGAGAACCACAACGUGAUCCUAUUUCUGGAAGAGGAAAUUUUGGUGAUCGUGAAUGGGAUCCUAUUGGUAGAUACAAUGGAAAAACUAGAAGGGCAAAAAGUUCAACAGGUAUUAGGACCAAUCCACUUACUGGUGAAAAUCUCAAAACAUUCACUGUAAUGGCAGAGGAAAGAUGUUCAGGCAGAGAAAAUGGUGUAUCCAAACGGAAUGUUUCAACAAAAAAUAUAUUCACUGGAGAAAACUGUGAGAACUAUACUGUAUCACCAGAAUUGAAGUCGCCAACAAAGCGCAUUCAACGAGAGCCUAAAAGGAAUGCUAUAACUGGUGAAAACUGUUCAACUUAUGAUUAUAAUUCAGAGGUAAGAGUAUCGAAAAAGCGUACACCGGUUAAACCAUCUAAUCCACUGAAUGGUGAAAAUGUCAGCGCUUUUAUGGUAUCUCAGGAAGAAAGACCACGUACACCUAAGCCAUAUGUAUACAAGAACACAGUGACUGGUGAAAAUCUUCAGAGUUAUAAAAUCACACCGAUUGAAAGAAAUGUUACUCCGAGAGUGGUCAAAGAACGACAAAAUCCUUUAAGUGGAGAGAAUGUUGAGUCGUACACUUAUCGUUUAGGUGAGGGUAAACGAACUGUGAAGAAAAGAGAUCUCAGCUCACCCCUAACUGGAGAUGGUUCACGUGGUCGAACAUACACUGUAUCUAUUGAAGAAAAGCAUUCAUCUCAACCAAAUUUAGCUACAAACGGACAUGAUUCAACAAACGGUACACAAGUAACAAGAACUCUGAGAAAUAUAUUGACUGGUGAAAAUUGUGAUACUUAUAGUGUAUGCCAAGAGAUGCGUAGUGAAAAGUUGGAUGGAACUGCGGGUCUUCAAGGAGGAUUACAUAGAAAACCUGCUUACAAUAUCAUAACAGGAAUUUAAAUUAAGCGCACAAAAACAAACAAACAAUGGAACUACUCGACGCACUCAUUGGGAUGACAAAGCGGUGUGUUUUCCUUUUUCUCUUCUUCAAAAAAAUAUUCCCAUCUCUUGAAACAAAAAAAUAUCCAAUGUAAAGAACAACUAAUCAAAAAAAAAAAUAAUAAUAACUAGAGAUGACAUAACAUACACAUAGAUACACAUAGUUCCAGUUAACACUGUAGUAAGGCACCGCCUAUUGGUUUAUUUCUCCGACCAGUGUUCGAGUACACCUAGGUAUGCCAGUGUGCCUGUUUGUGUUUGUGUGUUUGCUGUGAGUAUGUGCUUUUAUACAUUUUAUUCAUUUGUUUCAUACAAUUCUUACAAAUACACAGCUACCAAUCCCUGCCCCCUACACAUAUACAAAAAAAAAACACAUUUUCACUUGCCUAUUUAUUAUUUGUUUACCCAGUCAGUCAUAGACAUUAACACUUAAUUAAUUACCUACUGUCACCAGUUGUUCACUGCCUUCAUGUUUGUUGCCUUGGCUAUUUAUUUGUCUAGCCAAAUCUGCGUGAACCCAAAUCAGCAUGACUGGCUGAAGAAAGGUUUGGUCAUUUAUGUAUCCUUCACAUAACACAUUUUUUUUUCUUUUGCUUGAUCCCACCACUAAUGCCAUUGUUUAAAUGCAUU
Molecule: messenger RNA, 1998 nt
Organism: Trichobilharzia szidati
Lineage: Eukaryota; Metazoa; Platyhelminthes; Trematoda; Strigeidida; Schistosomatidae
Source: the annotation of a GenBank genome assembly